AUGUCGGCUCUGCAUAUGACUACGCCGACCACCUCUCCCUCAACCCAGACUCCCCCGACCACCCCCAGACGUAGUAGGGCCAUGCCGAUUGAUGGCCCGACAGUCAAGUUCUUGUACACGAUCAUCAAACAACUAGACCUGAAAUCGAUUGACUGGAGUCUAGUUGCGACUGAACUUGGAAUCUCCAAUGGCCACGCCGCUCGGAUGCGUUAUUCACGGUUUAAACAGCAGAUGGAAGGUAUCGCUCCCACUCCCCGAUCAGCUCGUGCCAAGAAGCCCACGAAGAAAGCGGCCAAAACAAGCCCCACGAAGGCAGAACUGGCGAGGGAACCUGUCAGUCCUCAGUCGGCCAGUCCCCAACCUCGGCCGACGCUCAAGCAAGAGCCCGACUACCUUCCCUAUGGCUUGGGCUCUCAGAUCAAGGCCGAGGCUCAUACCCAGACGAUGCCCAGAUUGGAAGAUAUCCCUCUCGCUGCACCUUCGCCCAUGGAGUCGCCUCACGUCAAUAUGAUGCCUAAUUGGGGGAACAUUACUAUUGCUGCACCCCCGACCAGGGAUGGGAUGCCCUAUUACCCGAUGAACUUCGCCCCGGGAGACCCGUACUACUAUUCGCCGAUGAACAUGGUGGCUGGGCUUCUCAACGAGCCAGGCGCCUUGAGUUGGGAACCCUUCAAGUCCGAACCUGUGGAAGAAGACGGCACUAUCGACAAGGCCAUCAAGGAGGAACAGCAGCCGGAAGUGAAGGCGGAACCACAGGAUGAACCAGAGGAGGCAGUGGAGGAGGAAGCCCAGGAGGAAUCCAAGGUAGUCCUCAUCGAUGAUUAA
Molecule: messenger RNA, 825 nt
Organism: Aspergillus ibericus CBS 121593
Lineage: Eukaryota; Fungi; Ascomycota; Eurotiomycetes; Eurotiales; Aspergillaceae
Exons: 2
Coding region: 1-825 (274 amino acids)
Source: RefSeq, a predicted model, not a curated record